Messenger RNA from Fundulus heteroclitus (mummichog), 1310 nucleotides. RefSeq names its product retinol dehydrogenase 7. The transcript has 5 exons. Gene Ontology annotation, molecular function: oxidoreductase activity. The record is from RefSeq and is a predicted model, not a curated record. The coding region runs from base 170 to 1129 and encodes 319 amino acids. NCBI's taxonomy places the organism in Eukaryota, Metazoa, Chordata, Actinopteri, Cyprinodontiformes, Fundulidae.
AGGCGUCUACGUGAUGUCUUCUCUCGCCGCUAGGCAGCGUCUGUUUAAAUGAGUUUCCUGGGUUCGUCUCUUCAAGUCCACUCGAACAACAGACACAGUCCACUGGUGUAGAGCUGAGCUUGCAUCGCUCCGGCUGUUGUCCAGUACCGAUCCCCUUUACAUCGCAGACAUGUUCCUGUACGUUCUGGGCCUGGUCGUCCUCUUCUACCUGUUCCGCUGGGCCAGAGAGCUGCCCAGGGUGGGUGACAAGGCCAGCAAGUACGUGUACGUCACGGGCUGCGACAGCGGCUUCGGGAACCUCCUGGCCCGCCACCUGGACAAGGCGGGCUUCCGAGUGAUCGCCGGGUGUUUCACCGAGAAGGGAGAGGAGGAGCUGAGGAAGGCCUGCUCCGGCAACCUGACCGCAACGCAUCUGGACGUGACCUCGAAGGAGAGCGUGGCCAAAGUCGCAGCAAUGAUCCGGGACAAAGUCGGGGAGCGCGGUCUCUGGGCCGUGGUGAACAACGCAGGCGUGGCCGUUCCGUCCGGCCCGUGCGACUGGCACACCCUCGACGACUACAAAUCCAUGCUGGACGUGAACCUGAACGGAGUGAUCGGAGUCACGCUCAGCGUCCUGCCCCUGAUAAAGAAGGCCAGGGGUCGGGUGGUGAAUGUCGCAAGCGUGUUCGGGAGGAUCUGCGUGACCGGGGGCCCAUACCCCGUCUCAAAGUUCGCCGUCGAGGCGUUCAACGACAGCCUGCGGUUCACCAUGGCUCCCUUUGGUGUGAAGGUGCUCUGCAUUGAGCCGGGCUUCUUCAAAACCAGCGUCACAGACAGCGACAUCCACAUGAAAAACGUGGACAAGCUGUGGGCCAAGCUGCCGCAGGACAUCAAAGACGACUACGGGGUGGAAUAUCCCCAAAAGGCAAAAGACGUGAUCAAAGAAAAGGUCUCCCAGAUGAGCGACGGCGACCUGAUGAAGGUGGUCGGCUGCAUGGAGCACGCCGUGUCCGCCGCCUGGCCGCGCAAGCGCUACUCUCCCGGCUGGGACGCCAAGUUCUUCUGGCUGCCGCUGUCGUACAUGCCGACGUGCGUCGUCGACUACAUCUUCCUGAAGAACGCCAUUCCCAUCGCCAAGAAGUUACAGUAGUCAACGGUGCAAUCUCUGUGGACAGUACGCAUGUUAAUAAACCAAGAUGGCUGAAGGACAGGCUCAAGGCCACCUUAUCUGCGGUUCAAGGCAAAUCCUCAGCACUGGUGAUAGUCGGAGCGUUAAAAGGUUAAGGUAGAGCAAUAAAAGGCCAACCUACUUUAAUUGUGAUUAGUAAAAA